This is a messenger RNA of Betta splendens (Siamese fighting fish), 1404 nucleotides long. RefSeq names its product phospholysine phosphohistidine inorganic pyrophosphate phosphatase (gene lhpp). Gene Ontology annotation, molecular function: phosphatase activity; inorganic diphosphate phosphatase activity. Gene Ontology annotation, biological process: dephosphorylation. Gene Ontology annotation, cellular component: cytosol. Lineage: Eukaryota; Metazoa; Chordata; Actinopteri; Anabantiformes; Osphronemidae. Bases 43 to 861 code for a protein of 272 amino acids. The record is from RefSeq and is a predicted model, not a curated record. The transcript is spliced from 7 exons.
GCGCAUGCGCGCCCUGAAAGGCUCUGAGAAUACACUUUUGACAUGGCAGACAGGGACUGGCCUGGAUCUGCGAAGAGUUUGAAAGGCGUCAUAUUGGACAUGUGUGGCGUAUUAUAUGACAGCGGAGAGGGCGACGGAGUUGCCAUACGUGGCUCCGUUGAAGCUGUGAAGAAGCUCAAGGCGUCUGACCUGCAGCUGCGGUUCUGCACCAAUGAGACCCAGGCCAGCAGAGAAACGUUUGUGGCCAAACUGGGCAGACUGGGAUUUGACAUCUCUGUGUCUGAAGUUUUCUCUCCCGCUCCUACAGCCGUGACUGUGCUCAAAGACAGAGGCUUACGGCCUCACCUGCUGGUGUAUGACGGACUUCUCUCUGAGUUUGACAGCGUUGACAAGACCAACCCAAACUGUGUGGUAAUAGGAGACGCAGCUGAGAAGUUUACCUACCAGAACCUCAAUGAGGCUUUUAGGGUUCUCAUUGGCUUAGAAAACCCAGUGCUCUUCUCUCUGGGCCAAGGGAGGUACUAUAAGGAGACAGAUGGCCUGAAGCUGGAUGUUGGCGUUUACAUGAAGGCACUGGAGUAUGCCUGUGAUUUAAAGGCUGAAGUCAUUGGAAAACCAUCCCCAAUGUUCUUCCAGAGUGUUCUCACAGACAUGGGGCUUCAGCCACAUGAGGCACUGAUGAUUGGGGAUGACUUGGUGAACGAUGUGGGUGGUGCCCAACACUGUGGAAUGAAAGGCGUGCAAGUCAGAACUGGCAAAUACAGGCCCAGCGAUGAGAGGCACCCCACUGUGAGCGCGGACGGCACUGUGGACAACCUGGCCCAGGCUGUGGACAUGCUCCUCAGUCAGAGGGGGCUCUGAGAGGUGUGGACACUGGGACCUCCACACACUCUGGCCCGGGGUCUCACGGGUUUGCUGUGGUAGCGUCGCAUAGCUCUAAAGGGAAGGUACACUAAAACAACAUUAAUACUGUAGCUCCUCUAACUGCCGCAGCUCAAUCUCCUGUGACAUAUGGGACACACCCAACCACCGGAUGAUCCACAUGCUGUAGUGUAAAACCAGCGAUUAUAUCGAGGUCUGCAGAGGCCUUCAAACACACACUCUGCACUGUGCAUUCGUCAGUGCAUGAUUGGAAUAGAUAAGAUACCGCAACAUGACAUGAACGUGCCUGUAAGCAGCUGCUAACUGACUGUUAGAGGGGAUGAAUGUGUUCACUCUCGCUGCUAAUGUUACACAUUCAGGGAGCUGUGUGCGCUCUUUAAUAAACGUCUACUGUGAAGCAUUCACAGAAGUGUACGUGUAACACUCAAUGAUGUACAUAGCGUGUUGUUGUGGUUGCUUUGUUGAAUCAUGCACAACUUCAGUAACCUAGCACUGGUUGUUAUAAAUAAACUUCUUUUACUA